Prorocentrum cordatum is the source of this 159-nucleotide messenger RNA. The record is from the annotation of a GenBank genome assembly. Lineage: Eukaryota; Dinophyceae; Prorocentrales; Prorocentraceae.
GGAGCGGGCGCCACGGUGGGGCUUGCGCUCCUGGCCGCGUCCGCCCUUCACGUCGAUGGGGAGGAGGCCGAGUCGGGUGAGCCGCCUGAGGGCGUGGUUGUGCCGAUCCCCCCCAUCGACAUGAGCUGCUUCUCCAAGAGAGGCCACCAGGUGGUGCAG